Messenger RNA from Varanus komodoensis (Komodo dragon), 3939 nucleotides. RefSeq names its product SAC1 like phosphatidylinositide phosphatase (gene SACM1L). The transcript has 20 exons. Bases 269 to 2062 code for a protein of 597 amino acids. Gene Ontology annotation, biological process: phosphatidylinositol dephosphorylation. Lineage: Eukaryota; Metazoa; Chordata; Lepidosauria; Squamata; Varanidae. Gene Ontology annotation, cellular component: endoplasmic reticulum. Gene Ontology annotation, molecular function: phosphatidylinositol-4-phosphate phosphatase activity. The record is from RefSeq and is a predicted model, not a curated record.
UCGUCGAUGCCGGGAGCUCAAGGCUAACAUCACAAUCCUCAUCCCGUCUCCGCCCCCAGGCUGCACCAAUCCCAGUCCCCGCUUUGGCAUUGUUCAACCCUUCGUCCGGCCCCAAAUGCUUUCUGACUGGAUUUGUCCCUAGUGGCGUUCCGUCUUGAAGGCCUAAGCGCGGCCGUCAAGUGAGGUAGGGGAGGUGACAGGAGAGACCUGGACCAAAGCAGGAGCCGGGCGGCACUUAGCAGCAGCAGCAGGACGUGGCGGCGGGGCCAUGGUGGCGGCGGCGGCGGCAGCAGCAGCAGUAGCAGCAGGAGCCUACGAGAAUCUGAAGCUGCACAUAACACCAGAAAAGUUUUAUGUGGAAGCUUGUGAUGAUGGAGCAGAUGAUGUACUUGGCAUUGACAGAGUCUCCACAGAGGUCACUCUUACAGUUAAGAAAGAUAUUCCACCUUCAGCAGUUACCAGGCAGAUAUAUGGCAUUUUGGGAACAAUCCGUCUAGUGGCAGGCACAUACCUUAUUGUCAUAACAAAAAAGAGAAAAGUGGGAGAAUUUUUCAGUCAUGUAGUCUGGAAGGCAACUGACUUUGAUAUCCUCUCUUACAAAAAGACAAUGCUGCAUUUAACUGAUAUUCAGUUACAGGACAAUAAAGUAUUUUUAGCAAUGAUUAGCCAUGUAUUGAGCGUGGACGGAUUUUAUUUUUCUACAACAUACGACUUAACGCACACCUUACAACGGUUGGCUAAUACCAGUCCAGAGUUUCAAGAAAUGAGCCUGCUAGAGAGGGCAGAUCCACGGUUUGUAUGGAAUGGGCAUCUUCUUAGGGAAUUUGCUGCUCAGCCUGAGCUCCAUAGGUUUGCUAUUCCAGUUAUGCAUGGAUUUAUUAUUAUGCACUCUUGUUCCAUUAAUGGAAAAUAUUUUGACUGGAUUCUUAUUUCCCGAAGAAGCUGCUUCAGAGCUGGUGUGCGCUACUAUGUGAGAGGUAUUGAUUCUGAAGGUCAUGCAGCUAAUUUUGUAGAAACGGAACAGAUUAUACAUUACAAUGGGAGCAAAGCUUCUUUUGUCCAGACGCGAGGAUCAAUUCCAUUUUUCUGGUCACAGAGACCAAACCUCAAAUAUAAACCAAGACCACAGAUCAGCAAAACAAUAAAUCACAUGGAUGGCUUUCAGAGACACUUUGAUUCUCAGAUUAUUAGCUAUGGAAAACAAAUGAUUGUUAAUCUGGUUAACCAAAAGGGCUCAGAAAAGCCUCUUGAACAAACAUUUUCAAAAAUGGUAAACAGCUUGGGAAAUGGAAUGGUCAGAUAUGUAGCAUUUGAUUUCCAUAAAGAAUGCAGUCAUAUGAGGUGGGAUCGGCUGCAGAUUCUAUUGGAUCAACUAGCUGAACAACAAGAUGAAUUUGGCUACUUUCUAGUUGAUUCUGAUGGAAAGGUGGUAACGCAGCAAGAGGGAACAUUCCGCAGUAACUGUAUGGACUGCCUGGACCGUACGAAUGUGAUUCAGAGCCUUUUAGCACGUCGUUCUCUCCAAGCACAGCUGCAGAGAUUAGGCGUUUUGCAUGUGGGCCAGAGACUUGAAGAACAAGCAGAAUUUGAGAAACUUUAUAAAAAUGCAUGGGCCGAUAACGCAAAUGCUUGUGCCAAACAAUAUGCUGGAACGGGUGCCUUAAAGACAGACUACACGAGAACUGGAAAGAGAACUCAGUGGGGCCUACUAAUGGAUGGUUGGAAUUCACUAAUUCGGUACUACAAAAACAACUUUUCUGAUGGAUUCAGACAGGAUGCUAUAGAUCUAUUUCUUGGAAAUUAUUCCGUGGAUGAAGUAGAUUCUCUCAGUCCUCUUCAUGUGCAGCGGGAUUGGAAAUUUUUGGCUUUGCCUAUUAUUAUGGUGGUUGCUUUCUCAAUGUGCAUUAUCUGUUUGCUUAUGGCUGGUGACACUUGGACAGAAACACUGGCCUACGUGCUGUUCUGGGGAAGCGCAAGCUUUGGAACUCUUGCUAUCAUCCUUUACAAUGGCAAAGAUUUUGUAGAUGCUCCCAAACUAGUCCAGAAGGAGAAGAUGGACUGAAUUUGUGUGUGUGGAAAGCGGCUUGGUAGGGAUGACUCCUCAAGUCACUCCUGGAAUCUCUACUGACCUGCUUUCCACACCAGCUCGUGGUCUCUUUUUAGCUUUCAUCUUGACAGGGUGAAAAAGUGGAUCCAAUUUAUUACUUGGUGGAGGGUAUUGACUGUUUGGUUCUAGAGUCACAAUGAUCUUAAAAGUAUUGCAUUUGCUGGAGAGCUUGCACAGUAACACUAGGGAGAUUAAGAGACAAAAGCAAAACACUGUGGAUAGAGUCUUAAUAGGAUUCAGGUUUGACAAACUUUACAUUGCAGCAGUAUAGCCUUGUAAAAAUGUUCAGAUAACUCAAGCUUUGAAAGGAUAUGCUGCUGUUCUCAAUAUCACAAGAGCUAAUUUGCUGCAGGAUUAUCUUAACUAAGCUACAUUAUCUGAUACUAGUAAAAGUCUAGCUUAUUAAGAAUAACAAACAUUGCUGCUGAAUUAAACUUGUAGUUGAGUGCCCAUAUAGUCAAGAGAACAGUUUCUUUGCAAGUGCAGGGUUGUAUGUUCUUGUCCCCUAUGGAUUUUCUUUGUUCCUAGUGGAGAAUGUGAUUUUUUUCAUUUCUCUCCCAUGGGAAGGCAAGUCUCUCCUGUUAGUUUUGGGACAAUGUUGAUGCAAUAUUUUGUUAAAUCAUUGUUGAGAGGAUGAGGUGUUCAACAGACUUUGUGUGGAACACUUCUUGUGUGCUUUAAUCACAGUCCUUAAGCUUAGAAACAAAUUUCAGUGUGAUUCAAACUGUUUUGUCCUUUUAAAGAUGUAAAUGGAAUCAAAGAAUGUAAAACUGUUUAUUUGAACCCUCUUAUGCUAAAGGUCCAAAGUAUUAAGUUUCUUUUUGAAGAAUGUCAAAUGUAGAAGAUGCUACUUAGUUUGGCAAACCAACAGGUACUUACACUGCCUUGGCUUCAGAGGGAUAUUCUGUGGAGGAACAUUCGAUGCGAUUUUCGGGCAAAAUUCCAUUUUUGCACUUGGGAUCAUCAUUAGCUUGCUUUACAUGCAUGCUACUACAUUUCUCUACAAUUGUAACUUUCUCUGAAAAUGAUUAAACUAUAAGACUAGCCUUGUGUUGGUUAUCAAUAAAUGUGUGUCUCAACUUUAGUGCUUCCAAGCUUUAUAUUAAAACUAGAUCUAAAUCAAGGACCAAUUUUAAAAUACUUUGUCAUUCAUUUUCUAACUACAUGUGUUCAGAUCCAGACUUGAACCAGCUUCAGGUGCUGUGCAUUAUUAUAUUUCUUGUAAGUAUAGCUGUAUAUUCAGGAUUGCAAUUAUGAAUAUAUAUUAGAACAUGUAGAUAACCAGGGUUAAUGCCGUUUCAGUCCAAGCUAAAAUCCAACUCACUGCAGUGUUUUCAUUGUAUGACAAUUGAGAUACUAUACAAUCUUUGCAAAUGGCAACUGUCCACCUUAAUCUUUGAAUGUCUGAGGGGCUCUUUGGUUUUGUCUAAAUAUAACCCUCUCACAAUCACCUGUAAUAUACACACUUCCUCUGUGAAUUUUAGUUAAUGCAGUGGAAAGAAUGGUCAGUGGUGUUUGAAAAAUAAAUUCAAGUUGUUCACCCAAAUGUGUGGAAAAUACAGGCAGGGAGUGCAUUUAAUAGCUGGUUCCAUUGUCAGACAGUGUCUUUUUAAAUGACUCCUCCUUGAUUCUAAUCGUGCAUUACCCAUUAAAAACUGGUUGCAAUGAUAAAGAAAACUUGGGCUUCUAGCAUUGCUAGAAAAGAGUUAAAUUUCUGCAGGUUUGAAGGAAGGAUGUCUAUAUUCCUGUGCUUUGUAAAGAAGUUGCAUUUCUAAGUCCACCUCCAGUGUACUCAAACCAGUAAUAAAACUUCAAUCUUUUCUAAGAACUGA